AAAUGCGAGCUAUGCUUGACCAGUUAAUGGGCACUGGACGGAACGGUGAAAAUAACAAAUUUCAAGUGAAGUACUCGGAUCCAAAGGUGUGCAAGAGCUUUUUACUGGCAUGCUGUCCACAUGAAAUCCUAUCAUCAACGUUCUAUUUCCAGAGUCUCUGGAAAAAGCAAUUCCAAUCAGAUCCAUUGUACAAUAUUGUUGCGAGUAUUGUCCGCUCAUAUGUCGUGUUGUACUUGUCGCUCUCACAUGCGCGUUACUGUAAGUACUGAAAGCGAAGAGGACGCGGGCGGUUACCUCAGCCCCUCUACCGGUCAACGGUGGCGAGGCUGAGUGUCGAAUAUUAAUUCCGAGACCCAGAAUGGCCUGUAUAAAGUUGGUAGAAAAAUGAAGUUUACUUUGAAAGUAUGCGUGAAAAUCAUAUUCAUCCUCGGAGAUAUAAUGGGGUACAGGAAAUGAAGCAGUAAUCUGUAAGUAAAGACAAUGCGAAUUGCCAAGAAACAAAAAUUUUCUUUUUACCUUUGGCUAAUUAGGAAUUUUCAAAUAUUUUUACUUACAUAUUUUUCUCGUGAUUAUAAUUCAUUCAACGAUAUCUAUGCAAUAAUGCAAUGAAACUUCGAUUGGUCAUUUCGUUAAAUUUUUACCAUAAUUAGCAAUUAGUUAAUUAACAAUUAUCAACGUUCUCUGUUCUCCAUAGUGGAAACGAUCGAUUCGAGAAAUGUUCGAUCGAGAUUUCACUGUACUCGAUACUCGAUCUUCAAGAUCUCGCGCUUCGAUAUUCUCGUUUCAAACUUUCAAAAUGGUUCCUUUAAAUACGAACGAAUAUAAAAAUAAUUCGAAAAGGAAAUUCCUGCACUAAAUAUAAUAUGAUUUUGGCAAUUUGCAACAAUAGCGUAUUAUCCAUGAGGAAAAAUAAAGUGAGAAGUGGCAUGAAGCAGAAAAUGAAAGUGAAAUGGGGAGAAAGAGAAAGAAUUAGGGGGGACUGUGCGGCGUGCCAGUUCUGUUAGAAAAAUUUCCUUCAGCAUUGGACGUGUACGUAUUGAACUCGUUUUCUAAAUGGUCUAGAAUUGAUUCACAUAUGUCAAUUCGUGCCAAACGUAAAUAGUAUAAUAAACCAUUAGGCUGUAAGUUGUUUCAUAGACACUGAACCUUAAGGUGUGUGCUGAUUGUAGCUUCAUUGCCAUCGCAUUGUCGUGUCAGGCGGAGAGGUGUUGCCACUCUGUAAGUGAAACAUAACAAAAUAUUUAUAUGUAAAAUUCCAUUUUUACUUUGUCCAAAUAAACAGAAUUCAAAGUCGCUCUCGGUCAAUCAAUGAAUAUGUACAUAUCUAUGUAUAAACGCAAUUAUAUUCAUUUGCAUAUACAUAUAUAUGAAUAUAUAAUUACCUUGUAAGCGUAUACCGGACAAUCAACCAUUUCGUAAGUUCUUGUAUAUAUAAAGCUGAUAUUUAAACCGUAUCUUUCUGGACAAUUAGGGGUUUUAACUUCUGUCGUUGUUGCGUUCAUUAGUUUUCAAUUAUUUCUUUAAGUUUACCUAUUUGCAAAAAGCAAGCGAGAUAAGAAACCUUGUUCUUGUCGAAUAAGAUUUCACGAAAAGAGCAAAAGUCGGGAGGGAUUAUUAUAAAUAAAACCAAUAAAGUCGUUUUUCCGUUUAAUCGAUAAUAAUCGAUGUUUAACAUUGAAAUGAUUUGUAAAUCGCAGCGCAUGGACCUGGGAGAAUGCCCCCAGAUUCACGACCUGGCCCUACGGGCUGAUUAUGAGGCUGCGCAAAAGAAGAAAGAUCACUUUUAUGACAUUGACGCGAUGGAGCAUUUGCAAAAUUUCAUAGCCGAUUGUGAUCGUCGUACGGAACAGGCGAAGCAACGGCUCGCAGAAACCCAAGAGGAGCUGAGCGCGGAGGUUGCAGCUAAAGCAAACAAUGUCCACGUUCUUGCGGAGGAGAUCGGUAAAAAAUUGGCGAAAGCCGAGCAACUUGGCGAAGAGGGUUUCGUCGAGGAAUCGAUGAAACUGAUGGGCGAAAUAGACGAGCUGAGAAAGAAGAAAAACGAAGCUGAACAAGAAUACAGGAACAGCAUGCCAGCUUCCAGUUACCAGCAACAGAAAUUAAGGGUCUGCGAGGUUUGCAGUGCCUACCUUGGCAUUCACGAUAACGACAGACGUUUGGCGGAUCAUUUCGGUGGGAAGUUGCAUCUGGGAUUCAUUAAGAUCCGCGAGAAAUUGGCUGAGCUUCAGAAAACUGUCGAAGAGAGACGCAAAGAGAAACGGGAAUCGCUGCUCGACAGACGCAGAGAUAGGGACAGAGAUGAUCGGGACAGGGACCGUGAUAGAUCGGAUAGCCGACGUGGAGGUUUGGGUUAUAGAGAUAAGGAUCGCGAGCGUGACCGUGAACGCGAUCGAGACCGUGAUCGUGACCGUGACAGAGAUCGCGAUCGUGACCGUGAGCGUGAUCGUGAUCGGGACCGAGAUCGUGAACGCAGAGACAGAGACAGGAGAAAGUCACGUUCUCGAAGCCGCAGUCGUGGAAAAAGAUCAAAACGUUCCCGCAGUAAUAGCCGUAGCCGUCGAUCCCGUUCCCGUCGUAGUGGGUCGAACGAUCGAAAAAGAUAAAACAGAUUAUCAUUUACAAUUAUGCUCAAUCAUUUUUCUUCGUAUAAAUUCACGUGCUUACUUGUGCACAUUACAUGUAAAAACAGAAUCGCUCGCUAAACAUAAAUUUUCAAUAGAUAUUUCUUUAAAAAUUA
Molecule: messenger RNA, 2737 nt
Organism: Osmia lignaria (orchard mason bee)
Lineage: Eukaryota; Metazoa; Arthropoda; Insecta; Hymenoptera; Megachilidae
Product: putative RNA-binding protein Alsin2
Biological process (GO): mRNA splice site recognition
Cellular component (GO): U1 snRNP
Molecular function (GO): mRNA binding
Source: RefSeq, a predicted model, not a curated record